AUUGUCCCCUGUAGAGCGAAUCCCUCACCGCCUGCCAUCGACAUCGCUUCCACCCGUGAGUUUCGUAAGGAUCUUGUGUAAGGCUGUUGUUACAUAGUCUUCAAUGGCUAUUACAUAUAUAUGUAGUAGCUAUCUACAGUGUUUCCAGAAGUCCGGAAAAGUGUCAGUCGCUCACGUCGCAUGUGAAGAUGUAUCCGAAAAGAAAAAGUGCAAUGGAUAGUCAAAUUAUUUCGGCAGAAAUUGCUUUAGGUCUUGUUCUGUGUACAGUAUAUCGGAUAAUUUCGAAGAACAUUUUCAGUCAACAGGAGGAGAGUCAACCUGUUGACAGUGAACAGUUUGAGCUAACAAGGUCACUAGUGUGUGUAUGGCUUGCAAGCAACAUAAAGUUCCUACUCAUUAAAUGCAACAGCAAUCCAGUUUCACUGUCUGCACAUUCAACAUCCAGGCUGAUUGCAUUUCUGGCACUUCUCCUGGAUAGCUGCUACGGAAUGAAUUAUCAGAGACUAUAUACUAACGAACGGCCUACAGUGGACAUGGCCGUGUGUUCUUUCUUCAUAGUGAGCAGUGUUGUCCUCUUCUUUUUGGACCACAGCCAGCUGCAGAGCAGAGUGGACUUGCGAAUGAUCUUCAGUGACUCUCAGAAGUUCUUCCUUCAGAUGGACUUUUUUGCCACCUUUGUCUUUGGCCUCCUCUGGCUGGCCUUCCCCGAUUGGCUCCUAGGAUUCCAGCCCAUUACAGGUUCUGAGGACAUCUUCCAUCUUCACCUCAGUAGAGCGUUUGGCGCCAUGAUGGUGGGUGACAGUUUUGUCUCUUUUACAACACAGAAUUUCCAACCCAACAAAGAAAAGCCAUCCGUGUUCAUGAGCCGAGCAGUGGGCAGCUUGGUGCUGCUGGUGUUCCUGGUCCACUCUCAGCUGACCACCUCUGCCUGGGCCCCUGCCCAGAUCUGGUUUGGCCUGGUGGGAGCCAGCCUCUGGACAGGAAACUCCAUCUUAGGUUACCUCAGCUCUAAACAACAAAAUAUACAGUUAGCCCGCUUAAGUGAAGCUGAUCACGUGAGCAUGGUUAAUCAAACCACAGCUGUUGCACGGAAAGCAGAGGCAGAUUCUCUGGGAACCUGGAGUGACUUCGAAUGAGUGAUUAUUUAUUGUUAAACAAUUUCCAUCCUA
This is a messenger RNA of Oncorhynchus masou masou (cherry salmon), 1169 nucleotides long. RefSeq lists its product as uncharacterized. The record is from RefSeq and is a predicted model, not a curated record. The transcript has 7 exons. The coding region runs from base 189 to 1136 and encodes 315 amino acids. Lineage: Eukaryota; Metazoa; Chordata; Actinopteri; Salmoniformes; Salmonidae.